UGCCCGGCCGGCUGUCGGCGCGCACCCGCUCCCGGCCCAGCCCAGCCCCGCGCGGAGGCCGCCGCCUGCCCCGCGGGGCCCGACGCCAGCGCUCCGGGCAGCGGCUCCGGGGCCGGCCCGCGCCUGCGCCGGGGCGCCGCGCGCCACUGUCCCCAGCGGGGACCCGGACCGGCCGCGUCCCGGGCGCCCGGGAGCCCAAGGAGCCCGGCAGAGCCCGACGGGCCCGCGGCCGCGAUGCCGGACGAGCUGACGGAGCCCGGGCGCGCCACCCCGGCCCGCGCCUCCUCUUUCCUCAUCGAGAACCUACUGGCGGCAGAGGCCAAGGGCGCGGGGCGCGCGGCUCAGGGCGGCGGCGGCCGCGAGGACGAGGAGGACGACGACGACGACCCGGAGGACGAGGACGCGGAGCAGGCGCGGCGGCGGCGGCUGCAGCGGCGGAGACAGCUGCGCGCGGGGGCCGGGCCGGGCGGCGAGGCGCGGGCGCGGGCGCUGCUCGGGCCGGGCGCGCUGGGCCUCGGUCCCCGGCCGCCCCCCGGUCCCGGGCCGCCCUACGCUCUGGGCUGCGGCGGCGCGACGCGCUGGUACCCGCGGGCGCACGGCGGCUACGGAGGCGGCCUCAGUCCUGACACCAGCGACCGGGACUCACCGGAGACGAGCGAGGAGAUGGGCCGCGCUGAGGGCACCUGGCAGCGGGGCCCGGGGCCGGGAGCGGUGCAGCGGGAGGCGGCGGAGCUGGUGGCGCGGGGCCCGGCGGCCGGCGUGGAGGAGGCGGCGGAGCUGGCCGAGACACCGGCGGUGGCGGGGGAGGCGCGCGGCGGCCUGGGCGUGGGCCGCAAGAAGAAGACGCGCACGGUCUUCUCGCGCAGCCAGGUCUUCCAGCUCGAGUCCACCUUCGACCUGAAGCGCUACCUGAGCAGCGCCGAGCGCGCCGGCCUCGCCGCCUCCUUGCAGCUCACCGAGACGCAGGUCAAGAUCUGGUUCCAGAACCGCCGCAACAAGUGGAAGCGGCAGCUGGCGGCCGAGCUGGAGGCGGCCAGCCUGUCCCCGCCGGGCGCGCAGCGCCUCGUGCGCGUGCCGGUGCUGUACCACGAGAGCCCGCCGGCCGCGGCCGCCCCCGGGGCCCCCGCCGCCCUGCCCUUCUCGCUGGCGCCGGCCGCGCCUGCGCCGCCCCCACCGCUGCUCGGCUUCUCCGGGGCCCUCGCCUACCCGCUGGCCGCCUUCCCGGCCGCCGCCUCCGUGCCCUUUCUGCGGGCGCAGAUGCCCGGCCUGGUGUGAGCCCCCUGCGCGCUGGGCCCACUCCCCGGGGCCACUGGGGACCUCUGCGGACGUGCACUGGGCGCAGCGGGGGCGGUGAGCGCGUGGAGGGCCGUCGGGGAAGGCUGGCACGCUCCUGCGGACCCCUCUGCGCCUCCGGAGCGCGGGCUGCCGCCCGGUGGGCAGAACCUCUGCGGGAAGAUGGUCCAGAAUGUAACAGGGGCGCCUGCUACUGUGGCUCUCCAAACAGUUGCAAGGCUGGGUCCCCCGCAGGGAAGAGGGCGUCCCGGAGAGACAGCCGGCCAUGCAGCUCAGAGCCCCACCGGGUCAGGGGUCGGCCUAGGAGCCAGCGGCCUGGGCCCAGCCCACGGCAAAGGCGCACCGCCUACUGACUGUCCGGGGUGCUGCGAGGGGACCCCUCCCCGCCUGUGCUCCCCGACACGGAGGUCCCUUCCUGGGACUAAGCAGGCCGGGAGCAGACUGGGACUGUGACCAGCCUCGUGGCCUUGAAGUUGCGCCUGGCAGGGAGCGAGCCCGGGGAGCCAGGCCCUGUGCGGGCCCCUGUGAGGCAGUCCACUGUCAGAUUCUGAAGACAGGACCAGACUGGGCUUCUCUCCUGGGCCUCUGCCUCCAGUUCUCCCAGCGAAGACUUUUUUUUUUUUUUUAAUGAAUCUACUUAUUUGCGUAUGGAAUAAAAAGGGACAUUUUCUG
Messenger RNA from Equus caballus (horse), 1965 nucleotides. RefSeq names its product H6 family homeobox 1 (gene HMX1). Gene Ontology annotation, molecular function: RNA polymerase II transcription regulatory region sequence-specific DNA binding; DNA-binding transcription factor activity, RNA polymerase II-specific. Gene Ontology annotation, cellular component: nucleus. NCBI's taxonomy places the organism in Eukaryota, Metazoa, Chordata, Mammalia, Perissodactyla, Equidae. The record is from RefSeq and is a predicted model, not a curated record. Gene Ontology annotation, biological process: negative regulation of DNA-templated transcription; regulation of transcription by RNA polymerase II.